GCCGGAAAUGGAAUCAGGAAAAAAAAGAAGCUGAACCGUCAAAACAUAAACAGAGCACUAACCCUUGUGGAAACGCAGCUAGGUGGCUUUGUAGUCUACUUUCCCCUCAAAACCCUUUAUGCACGUAUUCCUAAUGUCGUGUGCUUUCCUCCAGAGAUUUCCUAAUCGAGGCACUUAGCUGAAGCGCUAAGUUGUAAGGUGAAGACAAUAAAUCUGCAGUAAAGAUUAGGACUGAACUAAGAAGUACGCCUCGUCGGGCCUUCGCGGAGAGGCUCUCCUCAGGGUCGAGGUAGGACAAAGGAACCGGGAUGGCUGAGACUGACGGCAAAUCCAGUGUGCUGAACGGUGGGUCUGAGGAGCCGGAACCAGGAGAGGACAGACGGGGGGAGGAGGAUGCCUCUGGAAGCAAAGAGGGACAGACACAGGCUUCCUCUCCAGCUGCUCCCAAAGAGGCAGGUGAGGCGUCUGGAGACAAGCCUAUGCCAGAUGUGGAGGGAGAGACAGGAGCAAGCAGAGAGGGAGAGGAGGAGGAAGACACAGACAGCAUGGAUGGCAGCGGCCUCUACUCCCUGACUGAGGAUGGUGAAAGAGAGAGCGAGGGAGGCAGAAGAGAGAGAGCAAAGGAGCAGGAUGGUGGAAAGAGGGCUGCCCGAAAGCGAAACAGACCCGGUGGCGGCACCAACCACUCCUCCAGCUCAGAUGAUGACGAGGAUGACGAGGAUGAAGAAGACCACGAAGAGGAGGAGGAGGACGAGCAGGCCAUGGAGGCGUGGCUGGGAGCAGAGUUGCGCGACUUGCGCGGCCCCACAUGGCGGGCCGUGCCCUCGCUGCGCUCCAGAGAGAUCGGCAGGGACUCGCACCAGUUUGUGAGGCGCGUGUGCGGUGCCCGCGGCCUGGUGCAGAGGCUGGAGCUCCAGGGCCGCCUGGAGAGGCACACAGGCUGUGUCAACACGCUGCACUUCAACCCUUCAGGCACCCGCCUGGCCUCGGGGAGCGACGACCUGAGAGUGGUGAUCUGGGACUGGGCCAUCCGCCGUGCCGAGCUUGAGUUCGACAGUGGCCAUAAGAGCAAUGUCUUUCAGGCUAAGUUCCUGCCCCACAGCGGAGACUCCACCCUGGCCAUGUGCGCUCGAGACGGGCAGAUCCGAGUGGCCGAGCUGUCUGCCACCCAGCGCUGCAAGAACACCAAGAGGGUUGCACAGCAUAAAGGGGCAGCACAUAAACUGGCCCUGGAGCCGGACUCCCCCUGCUCCUUUCUGUCUGCUGGUGAGGAUGCUGUGGUGUUCAGUAUUGACUUGCGUCUAGACAGACCUGCCAAUAAACUGGUGGUUGUAAAGGAGGGCGAUAAAAAAGUAGGACUGUACACCAUCUUUGUGAACCCGGCCAAUACACACCACUUUGCUGUUGGUGGGAGAGAUCAGUAUGUCAGGAUCUAUGACCAGAGGAAGAUUAAUGAGAAUGAUAACAAUGGUGUGUUGAAAAAGUUUUGUCCUUCUCACCUGGUGUCCAGUGAGUCCAAAACCAACAUAACCUGCCUGGUGUACAGUCACGACGGCACAGAGCUCCUGGCCAGUUACAACGAUGAGGACAUCUACCUUUUUGACUCCAGCCACAGUGACGGGGCUGACUACCGCAGGAGAUACAAGGGACACCGCAAUAACGCCACAGUGAAGGGGGUGAACUUUUACGGGCCGUGCAGUGAGUUUGUGGUGAGCGGCAGUGACUGCGGACACAUCUACCUGUGGGACAAGUACUCUGCUCGCAUCGUUCAAUUCAUGGAGGGAGACAGAGGAGGAGUGGUGAACUGUUUGGAGCCUCAUCCCCAUCUGCCAGGUAUGGCCACCAGUGGCCUAGAUCAUGAUGUCAAACUGUGGGCCCCCACUGCUGAAAAUCCCACAGGACUCAAGGGCCUAAAAGAGGUGAUGAAGAAAAACAAGCGGGAGCGCGACGAGGACAGUGUCCGCCACGGCGACCAGUAUGACACCCAGCUGCUGUGGUUCCUGAUGAGACACAUGAGGAACAGACGGCCCCCGAGGGGCCGUCGCGAGGGUGGAGAAGGAGACACAGAUGAAUCUUGGAGCUCUCCUGAUUCCUCCGACGAAGAAGACGGAGGUCCAGACCACGUCCAGUGCAUGUCCUCCUGAGCCACACACACACACACACCACACACACACACACACACACACACACACACACACACUUUAUUGCCCUAGAACUGAUGCACAUAGGCAAGCACUAUUGACACACUGGCACACUCAAACACUGACAGACCACAGACAUGGUUCUCCACACACACACACACACGCACACACUCAUGGAUAUGAAAAAAAAAAAAAAUACAAACAAACACAUUCAUAUAGACAUAUUGUUGAGGGAGAGUGACAGAGAUGCUUACGCCCGGUUUUCCCACUCGACAAAGAGCGUGCGGAUGGCGACUACAGACAGCACACACACUUCCAGAAUCCUGACGUUUUGUUUUGACAGUAGUAUGAAGUGGUCUGACGAGUGCUCACAUCCCUAUAAAACCACUUGGAGGCCCCUGUUUGUCCAUACAUAUCUGUGCUCUGCCCAGCCCCAGAACAACGUACUGUGUGUGUAUGGCGACAAGCACCUCCACGAAGGCAUCCUAUAUAGUAAGCUAUACAUCACCAGCACACAAUCCUUCCUCUCUUAGUAACACGCCCGCUCACUCUCCUCUACUUUUUCUGUGCUGAUCACGAGGGGGUUCAGCAGGGAGGAAGGGCUUAGAACCGCAUCCUGAAACCAUCCCCUAAAUGUGACCGAUUUAUUAGAUUUUAAUUUUCAUUUGGAGAGGGAAACCCCCAGUGCCCCUCAGUGUUUUUUCUUUACCCCCCUCCCCUUCCUCAGUUUUGGCCCUUAUGCAUCAGCAAGUGGUUGUGUUUAUCACAUUUUCGCCCUCCUUAAGGACUACUAGGUGUCGACAUGCUGCAUCACCCCGACCAUACUGCCCUCAGCCCCCCACCCCCACCUGUCACCCUCUCCCUCACUAGUGAGUGCACUUUGAAUCAGGGAUGUUGUAGUUUGAGACGCAGACAAAACGUGCACUUGCAUGUGGGCGGAGGGGCCCAAUAAAUCCGUUGUCUUGUGCGAUGCUUGUAUUUCCCCUGAGAGAAAAAAAAAAUUCACAGUGAAGUUGAGGACUUUUUUUUUUUUUUUUUUAAAUUUGUAUCUUUGAGUUGGGGAUAUUUUGCACUUAGCAGGUGUUUCUUGACUGAGCUCCAGCCAAGAGAAAGGAGAGAGCUUUCCUUUGCUUGCACCAGCGUUUCCCCUCUUCUUCCUCUUCCCCCGCUCUCCAUCCUGACACACAAUCCUUGACAGGAACCCUCGGCUCAGCUCUUUUUUUUCGGAGAUGGAAAAAAAAGCAGAGAUAGGUGGCGGUCGGUGUGUGUAAAAUACAAAAGACUGUUCUCAGGCUCUGUCGGGGGACGUGGGAUAUCUGAAGCCAGUGUCGACCUGGGUCAGCGGCACGAAACGCUUUCUAUGAGCCGAGAGAGAGUAGAGUGAUAAAGGACUGGGUUUGCACUCAUUUCUGGUUCCUUAACGAUAGAUCCGCUCCUUCAGUUACAGAAUGAUAUUUCAAAGGAUUUCAAAGUCAACGUUUGACCCAGGUCUGAUGUUUGCGGCCGGCACACCACUAGCGAGGCCUCUUCUUUCCGCGUCGCAUUGACCUUGACGCCGGCUCAGAGCCAGGAGGAUGGAGGGCGGGGUCAAUAUGCUUGCCAGUUGUUAUUUGUGUGAGAGCGAUAAAGUCCAGCUUUUCUCAUUUUCUAUGAGAACUCUAGUUAGUUGAAUUUAUAUGUACAUAUAUAAAUAUAUAUUAAAAAAAAAAAACUGUAAAGAAAAUAAAAAUCAACUUUAGCAAAUGACGUUUGACUUCCAAAAAAAAAAAAAAAAAAAAGAAAGACGAUGUCAAAACAUUUGAUUGGUAUUGAUGCAGAGGUUUAUAUUCUAUAUGAGGACAAAGUACUUUUAAAAACUCAAAGACUCAAAAAGUUGACUCAAGACAUUUUGGUUCAUGUUUUCCUUUCUGACUGACAUCCCUCUGUUACUUACAGGACAGCAGUCAGUCGGACUGUUUAAUGAAGUUUUGGUUCCCUCUCAUUCAAAAACCAGUAUCUCCUUUUUAGAUCUUGAUCUAUUGUUUAAAAAUAUUGUCAUAUCCAGAUUUUCCCACUGGCUGUUUUUCGUUCUUGUAUACAUAUUACGGCUUUUGAUGAACAAUUUUUUUCCCACCACUGCCUAGUAUUGACCAGUUCAGUUGAAAAUAUGUACGAUUUGUGCAAUAAACAAAAAGACCGUG
This is a messenger RNA of Myripristis murdjan (pinecone soldierfish), 4321 nucleotides long. RefSeq names its product DDB1 and CUL4 associated factor 8 (gene dcaf8). Gene Ontology annotation, cellular component: Cul4-RING E3 ubiquitin ligase complex; cytoplasm. The transcript has 13 exons. Gene Ontology annotation, molecular function: protein binding. The record is from RefSeq and is a predicted model, not a curated record. Bases 309 to 2144 code for a protein of 611 amino acids. NCBI's taxonomy places the organism in Eukaryota, Metazoa, Chordata, Actinopteri, Holocentriformes, Holocentridae.